AGAUAACGUGGAGAGAUUUUAUAGAAUCAAAAGACAUAAGAAAGGGCGAAAACAAAAGAGUUGGGUAUCUCAAAAUCAGGGAGAGGAGAAAAAAAAAAAAAAAAAAAAAGCUUCAGAUCUGAUCUGAUCGGAGAUCCUCUUCUUCCCUGUCCAAACCGGAAAAAAUGUCGUCAACGUUCAGUGGUGAUGAAACGGCACCCUUCUUUGGCUUUCUCGGCGCCGCUGCGGCCCUGGUUUUCUCCUGUAUGGGAGCCGCCUACGGAACGGCGAAGAGCGGGGUUGGUGUGGCGUCAAUGGGAGUGAUGAGGCCGGAAUUGGUGAUGAAGUCGAUUGUUCCGGUGGUUAUGGCUGGAGUUUUGGGUAUUUAUGGUUUGAUUAUUGCUGUGAUUAUUAGUACGGGGAUUAACCCGAAGGCUAAAUCUUAUUACCUUUUUGAUGGUUACGCUCAUCUUUCCUCUGGUCUUGCUUGCGGCCUCGCCGGUCUCUCUGCUGGCAUGGCUAUCGGCAUCGUCGGCGAUGCGGGUGUUAGGGCCAAUGCACAACAACCUAAGCUUUUUGUUGGGAUGAUUCUCAUUCUAAUUUUCGCCGAAGCACUUGCCCUUUAUGGACUUAUUGUUGGUAUUAUUCUCUCCUCUCGUGCUGGUCAAUCAAGAGCUGAUUAAGUGAAUGUUUUGCGCUUGGAAUUUGUGUAUUUUGUCUCUUUUUUUCUUUCUUUCAUGAAUUGUUUUUGUAGUUCUCUGAUUAGAAAUGGUCAUGGCUAAGUUUUACUUUCUCAAAUAUUCUUGUGUUGUGUGAUUUCCAUACCACACGGAUCCUAUACUCAUAAGGAUUUGAAAUCAAUCACUCUCUCAAUAAACAUAAAACAUUGUUUCC
Messenger RNA from Benincasa hispida (wax gourd), 873 nucleotides. RefSeq names its product V-type proton ATPase 16 kDa proteolipid subunit. Lineage: Eukaryota; Viridiplantae; Streptophyta; Magnoliopsida; Cucurbitales; Cucurbitaceae. Gene Ontology annotation, cellular component: proton-transporting V-type ATPase, V0 domain. Gene Ontology annotation, molecular function: proton-transporting ATPase activity, rotational mechanism. Gene Ontology annotation, biological process: proton transmembrane transport. The record is from RefSeq and is a predicted model, not a curated record.